CGCAGUUACUUCGACGGCGUUUGUCAAACGGGUAACACGCGUACUGGAAGGAACCAUUAACGGCUUAACGUCCUUUUCAAGUAUUUGGUCAUUUAUACUCUGCGACUGCUCAUUGACGAAUUAAUGGACAUUUUGAGGCGGAUAAUCUCAUCAUUCUCAUCUAAAGUGUCAAUCAGCCUUCCCUCUGCCGCCCUCGCCCUGCGGCCCUCCCUGGCCUUCGUCCGAAAUGGACUUUCCUCAAAUGCGCCUUUUAAUUGUUUUUGCUAGUUAGCGGCGGCGCCCCUUAGUAGGUAACUCGGGAUGGAGGAAAACGAAUCAAUGAGUGAUUUUGACGGCACCAGUUUGCUGUGCAAGGAAGAGGAGGAGCUGGAGGAAGUGGAAGAUGUGGAACACUGUUGUCAUGGAAACCCAGAGGAGGAGAGUGGGGAGAACUUGGUGGUAGUCGUGGUGGAGGAGGAGGAACAUGAAGAGGAGGAGAGAGAAGCAGAGGAUGGCAGGGCUGAGCACAGAGACGAGGAGGCGACAGGAGCGGGAGAGGAGCCGUCACCUGUGCCCCCCGCCACUCACGAGGACCUGGGGGCGCUGAUGAGGGGGGAGCCAGAGGCUCCCGUCGGCAUGACAACGGUAUGCGAACAGGCAGAUGCAGAGUUACUGCUGAGCUGCUCGUCACCCCCAGAGCACACGGGGGGCUUGCUGUGUGCCGGGGGCCUGCCCAUCUCCCCCAGGGGGCCUCAGGGGUCCCACCCGUUAAAGCGGUCCUAUGAGGAUGGGAGCCCCACCCUGCAGGUCCAGGCACCCCUACUUUCAGAGCUGGACCCCGACACUCUCAAAGUACCCAAGGUGGCGAGUCUGGACGAACUGCAGCCCCUGCAGGUGAACUUCACGCAGGUCUACCCCACGCGCCACUACACACGGUACGCUGCCCGCGGCCGCGGUGCCUUCCUGCAGUACCCGGCAGUACCUGUGGUGGGCACUGUGGGGGAGGCUGCUGAGCCAGUCAUGCCCCCUGGACCAAAGAAGAAAACGCGCACCCUCUACACCACUGACCAGCUGGAGGAACUGGAGCGCCUCUUCCAGGAUGACCACUACCCCGACAGCGACAAACGCAAAGAAAUCGCAGCGGUCGUUGGCGUGACGCCCCAGAGGAUCAUGGUGUGGUUUCAAAACCGGCGAGCCAAGUGGCGCAAAGCUGAGAAAACCAGCACCAAACUGGAGCGCCGGCAGCCCGUGGGGGGGCGCGCCAAAUCAGCUGCCGCCCCGCUGCAUGUCCCUGUCCCCCCCGCCAGGCCCAGCAUGCACGUGACCCAGGCGAUGACACGCUUGGUGCCACAGCCAGUGCAGACGCUGCCCCACUACAGCAGCAUCCUGUCGAGCUGCCUGAGUCCGUCAGGUGAGCCACCAGGUGGCGACGCAGGGCCUCAGUCUGUGGUGUCCACUGGUUUGGUGGGGGGCACAGUCGAGUACAUGCCCCCACUGAUGGUCAGCCCCCCGCCUCUGCGCCGUGCCAGCCUGCCCCUGCUGCCCUCCUACCCCCCGCCCAGCCACCUGGCCCCCCUCCUGCUGGACACUCCAGACAGUGGCUCUGCCCCCCCCCACCCCGAUGGAAGCAGCAAGGAAGUACUGGGGUUCAUCCAGCAGAAUGAUGGAGCCGGGACGUCCAGUUCGCUGUUCAGCUAUGGGGAUGGAAUCGGCAGCUCCAUGAAGGUGGACGCACAGCAUUACCUCCACACCGGCCACCAGGGCGGCGCUCUCUCCUACCAGCUCACCUCCUAUCCCCAGCAGCACAGUGGCCUGCUACCCACCUCGAACCUUGCCCAGUACCCCCGCAUGUCCUACCUUGUCCCUCCCUCCUCCAGCCUGACACCCACCCCGCCUGAAAGCAACCCGUCCUACCUCGCCUUUGCUGGGGGGGGCAGUGGGGCUGUGGUGAGCUACACCUCUGCUGGACACGCUUUCUUCCAGGCCCAGAGCAGCAGUCAGAUACUGCUGCCGUCUGGGGUGCACGCGUACCAGGCGUGCCCCUGGGGUGAGGUUUACAACCAGCCCAACCAGUACCCAGCCACUGUUUUCCACCGGUCCCAGUACACAGGACUGGGUCACGAGUCGAGCCUGUACCAGCCCAACACAGGCCCUGGUCUGCUCCCUGCCCAGCACUACGUCCCACUGCAAAGGUCAGCGGCUGUGCUUGGCCCCGGCCUGCUCCUGCACCCACAGAAAGCCCCCGCCGCCCCCUCGGGGGGGUUCCAGACACCCACAUCCUCAGUCCUGCGGCCGCAGUACCAGAACCCGGACAAGAUGGAGGAGGCCGACAGCACGGCAGCCAGAGUGGGCCAGGACGCAGAUCCUGGUACCGGGAAGGUGGAAUAUGAACCGACACCAGAGUCCGGUACGACCCAGCUGUCAGACUCUCGGCCCGUGGGGUCUGACACUGGCUUCGACUGCGACUUCUCACCCAUCCAUUUCUGAGGCGGCGCCACGCAAGUGUUUCCCCGUCGCUCAGGGGCUUUGGGAUCUGGAGCCCCGAGAUAUGCAGUGGCAGCCUGACUGAGCUCCCCUGCUGCCGCCUGCCCACCAUUCAGUGCCCGGCAUCCAGUGUCCGGCACUGCACUAGUAUUGCUGUUUACUUUUGGUUCUCUUCCAUUUUAUUUAUUUUUAUAAGUUUGCUGGUUUGUCUGUUCCCUUGGAUGUUGGAGUGGCUUGUUAUGGCAGCGGAUCCUGACCCAUUAAAGCGCUCUUCAUGUGAGAGAAGUUGAGGACUCGUCCUCGUCUGUCGCGCUCGGUGGUGUCCCUGUCCGUCUGCCUUGGGCCGGCCUCAGGCACAGUGUCUGCUGGGCCACUAACAGCCAGUGCGACCUGUGUCUCUGCUUAAGACUGAAGUGGGAACACUGUUAAUGUGAGGUACAGAUUGUAAUAUGUUAAUGAGCAGGCCUGAUUAUUUGGGGGAGCACCCAGAUAGUUUUGCUAAGAGAACAGUAGAGGUCAGAGUUCCGCCCCGGAAGGUUCUGCAAACGUGGACCAGAGCAGCUUCAUGUCAGCCACAGCCCAACGUGCCACGAUUACA
Molecule: messenger RNA, 3061 nt
Organism: Paramormyrops kingsleyae
Lineage: Eukaryota; Metazoa; Chordata; Actinopteri; Osteoglossiformes; Mormyridae
Gene: nobox
Product: NOBOX oogenesis homeobox
Biological process (GO): regulation of transcription by RNA polymerase II
Molecular function (GO): DNA-binding transcription factor activity, RNA polymerase II-specific; RNA polymerase II cis-regulatory region sequence-specific DNA binding
Source: RefSeq, a predicted model, not a curated record